This is a messenger RNA of Paramecium pentaurelia, 1724 nucleotides long. The record is from the annotation of a GenBank genome assembly. NCBI's taxonomy places the organism in Eukaryota, Ciliophora, Oligohymenophorea, Peniculida, Parameciidae.
AUGAACAAAUUUACAUUAAGAUUUCCACCGUAACUGGAGAGUAAAUAUGAAGAAUUUACUAGAGAAUCAUGUUUAUUUCAUUUUAAAUAUUAUCAACCAAUCUUAAUUAUCAUCAAUUUAAGUGUUGCUAUAAUAUAACUAAAAGGAGGAUAGAUAGCAAAUGGACUAUUGGAAUCAAUCACAACAUUGUUUUUUAUUUUACAAAUUCCUUUUAUUAUGAAAUUUCGUAAAGGAAAGAAUAUAGGUGGUAUAUUUGUAAUGAAUAAUUUGAUUAUGACUGCAAUAUAGAUUUUAGUGGAUAGAAAUACACCUGAAUAUGAUAAUUAAUAUAUAUCAGGAUGCGGAAUUGUAAUUAUCAAUAUUACAUUAUUGGAACAUUAUGAUUUUGUAUGGAACGCUUUUUCUUUAAUUACUAUUACAACUGCUCGUUUAAUUUAUAUUUUAUUUUAUUUUUCUUUCGAUGGAAUGGCUAUUCUUUACAUAGUUGUAUCACUAUAUUUAUUCAUACUACUAUAUAGAAAAUCAUAUAUGAAGAGAGCUUUAUUUAUAUAAUAUGAGAAUGAAAAAGAAAUAAGUAUUUAUUAGACACUAUUAAUAUAGGAAAUAUUUUAAAUGAAAUAAUUGAAAAUAUUUAUAUAUAGUUUAAAUUUGAUAAAAAAUCAUUUUAAUUUGAAUUAAAGUAUGCAAACUUUUAUGCUGAGCAAAAAUUAGGAAUCUCUUGCAAUCAAGAUUUUAAAGAUUUCUUACAUCAAUACUCUAUUUAUGAUACAUCAUAAAAAGAAAAAGGUAAUUUAAAAUUAAUUCAAAAUCAACAACGUAGUAUUGCAUUAGAUUCUCAAUAUAUAGGAUAAUUUUUAUAUGAAAAAAUGAUUAUAUAGAAAACUCCUUAAAAAAAGAUUGAAUCAAUUAUUCAAAAAAAUAGUUCGAAAUAGUUAUAUAAUAUAAAAGUUUAUUCUUAUUAAAAUGAAAAUAGGGAAAUUUUAAUGUUAAUGGAAUAAAGAUAAGAUAUUUUACAUGAUGAUGAAAAAUUGAAAUAAAAAGAUUAGGAAAUAAAAUUAUUAUCAAGCAAAUUAGAUUAGAUUAAUUUAAGAACAAACAAAUAAUUAUUUUAAUUAUGUUAAUUAUAAUAAAAUUGUGAUGAUAGAUAUUAUUUAAAAGUUAGUGAAUCUUUAAUAAGUGGAUAGAUUAUAUCAAAUACAAAGAUUAAAAUGAUCUUAGAUGCAUUUUAGAUCUAUUAUUUUAAAUUUAAUCAUUCAAAUUUAGAAACAUUUUCAUUAAAGAAUCUAAUAUAUUAAUCUUUAAUGAUUAUGAAUACUGUUGCUGAUGUAGAAAAUAAAUCUAUUUAAUUUGAAUCUAAUUUAUCAGAACAUUUUGUUAUUACAUCAAUAUAACAUAUAAUCUAAUUUAUAUUCUCAAAUCUUUUAUAUUUAUUUCUUAUUUAAAAGUCUCAUAAACAUAUUAAAAUAGAAUUAAAUAAUCUCAACAAUGAUUAAUGUAUAGCUAUAAACUUUUAUAUUGAUGGUUUCAUUUCAUUAGAAUUCUUAAGAUAAAAUACAUUUAUUAUUUAAAUGAUAUAUAAAGGAUUAUAAAUAGUUGGACCAAAAGCAGAAAUUACUACUACCUCAUUCUCUUUAGAUACAUGUAUAAUUAUUAUAUCUAUUUUAGGUCCUUAUUUAUUAUAUGUUAAGAUAUAUAAAAACCUAGAUUAUGUUCUAAAUGAAUGA